UUGGUCUGAGCGCUAUCCGCCGCUGGCCACGUCAACAGGAACCAAACUUCAUAAUACGAUGCGAUUCACGGGACGAUUAGAGGACUGACAGUCAUACACCGUGUGUUGUCGCCGCUGUGCUUCUGCUCCGUCGUUAACGAAACCGCUUUUUUGAAACAGCUUUCCAGCUUCAUACAGUAAAAGUCAUGUCCAGUACAAGAGGACUUUGGACAAGGCACCAUGUGGUGGUGUUCAUUGCCCUGUUUGUAAUGUUGAUCAUGGAUGUCCAAACACGGCCCGCAAACCUGACAGUCCACAGAAACAAACAUGUCAACGGUAAGGAAGACAACGAGAUCCUUCCUCCUGACCACCUAAACGGUGUCAAAAUGGAAAUGGACGGCCACCUGAACAAGGAUUUUCAUCAAGAAGUGUUUCUCGGAAAGGAGAUGGAGGAGUUUGAUGAAGACUCUGAGCCCAGGAAGAACCGCAAGAAAUUAAUUGAAAUUUUUAGCAAGGUUGAUUUAAAUAAGGACAGAAGCGUUAGCGCUAAAGAGCUUCAACACUGGAUCAUGGAGAAGACGAAAGAGCAUUUCCAAGAGGCAGUGAAUGAGAACAAACUUAAUUUCCGUGCUGUAGAUCCAGAUGGCAAUGGACAUGUGACAUGGGAUGAGUACCGGGUGAAGUUCUUGGCCAGCAAAGGCUUCAACGAGAAAGAGGUGGCUGAGAAGAUAAAAAAUAAUGAAGAGCUUAAACUGGAUGAGGAGACCCAGGAGAUACUGGAAAGUCUGAAGGAUCGUUGGUUUCAGGCUGAUAACCCUCCAGCUGAUCAGCUGCUGAACGAGGAGGAGUUUCUCUCCUUCCUUCAUCCAGAGCACAGCAGGGGGAUGCUCAAAUACAUGGUCAAGGAGAUCAUCAGAGACCUGGAUCAAGACGGAGACAAAGAAUUGACCCUGUCCGAGUUCAUCUCUCUGCCCAUGGGCACAGUGGAGAACCAGCAGGCCCAGGAGAUUGAUGAUGACUGGGUACGUGAGAGGAAGAAGGAGUUUGAGGAAGUAAUCGACGCCAACCACAACGGCAUUGUCACCAUGGAAGAGCUUGAGGAAUACAUGGACCCCAUGAAUGAAUACAAUGCUCUUAAUGAGGCCAAGCAGAUGAUAGCUGUUGCUGAUGAGAACCAGAACCACAACCUAGAAGUGGAGGAGAUCCUAAAAUACAGCGAGUACUUUACCGGCAGCAAGUUCAUGGACUAUGCCCGCAACGUACAUGAGGAGUUCUAGGAUGUUACCUGUGAUGCUUAAAAACAGAAAAAACUACUUCUCCCCUUAAGCUAAACAUGCAGACAUGUACUACACACAUCCCUUAAGAUUGCUUAUGGGUUUGCCUCCUAGGGAUCUGAUUAGCUUAUUGGAGAGUGUGUGUUUUUGUAAGCGCUUGAAGCAGCAUUCAGAAUGUUCAUGUCUCAUUGUAAAGUAUUCAGAAUUUUCUGAUGUUCCUCUUUAAUUUUUCUCAUAGAGCAUCAGAAUCCGCCAUUCGAGCCGCUCUUGCUGCUGAAGUGUUGAUAAUGAGGUUAAUAUUUUAUAUGAAAAGAUUUUUUUGGGGGGGGGAAAUCAUUGCUUACAGGUAUACAUGUCUUUU
This is a messenger RNA of Clarias gariepinus (North African catfish), 1614 nucleotides long. RefSeq names its product stromal cell derived factor 4 (gene sdf4). Bases 186 to 1256 code for a protein of 356 amino acids. Gene Ontology annotation, cellular component: endoplasmic reticulum. Gene Ontology annotation, biological process: calcium-ion regulated exocytosis. Gene Ontology annotation, molecular function: calcium ion binding. The record is from RefSeq and is a predicted model, not a curated record. NCBI's taxonomy places the organism in Eukaryota, Metazoa, Chordata, Actinopteri, Siluriformes, Clariidae. The transcript is spliced from 7 exons.